UAAAAAAUUAAACAACUAAAGAAAAUAUACAAAAAUUAUAAAUAAAUAAAUAAACGAAAUAAAAAUAUCAUCAUAAAAUACUAGAAAUUAAAGUUCUUUUUUUUAUUUUUAAACAACAAAUUACAAAAGAUCAUCAUACAUCAUGACUUAUAUACCGAAAAAAAAUUCCCAUUUUUCCCGCUCUCACACAGCUAUGAAUUUAAUAAAUAUGGAUUCAGAAAAUCGGGUUGUUUUAAACGUUGGCGGCAUUAGACAUGAGACCUACAAGGCCACACUCAAGAAAAUCCCAGCCACUAGACUGUCAAAACUAACGGAAGCAUUGGCCAACUAUGAUCCGCUACUAAAUGAAUAUUUUUUUGAUCGACAUCCGGGAGUUUUUGCCCAGGUGUUGAAUUAUUAUAGAACUGGUAAACUUCAUUAUCCUACGGAUGUAUGUGGACCACUAUUUGAAGAAGAAUUGGAAUUUUGGGGUUUAGAUUCAAAUCAAGUUGAACCCUGUUGUUGGAUGACUUACACCCAGCAUCGUGACACUCAAGAAACUCUUGCCGUAUUAGAUCGUUUAGAUUUAGAUACAGAAAAACCGUCCGAAGAGGAAUUAGCUCGAAAAUUUGGUUUCGAAGAAGACUAUUAUAAGGGAACAUUAUCAUGGUGGCAGGAAAUAAAACCAAGAAUAUGGUCAUUAUUCGAUGAGCCCUACAGUUCGAAUGCAGCCAAGAUAAUUGGUGUUGUUUCGGUGUUCUUUAUAUGCAUUUCAAUAUUAUCAUUCUGUUUGAAAACCCACCCGGAUAUGAGAGUACCGUAUAUUGUUAAUAAAACGGUGCUCACAUCAAAUGGCAGUUCCUCCUGGUAUUUGGACAAGCCACAGACAAAUGCCCACAUAGCUUUUUUCUAUAUUGAAUGUGUUUGUAAUGCCUGGUUUACAUUCGAAAUACUAGUCCGUUUUAUAUCAUCACCCAAUAAGUGCGACUUUAUAAAAUCUUCAGUGAACAUAAUCGAUUACAUUGCCACGCUCAGUUUUUACAUUGAUUUGGUAUUGCAACGUUUCGCUUCACACCUGGAGAAUGCCGAUAUUUUGGAAUUCUUCUCCAUCAUACGUAUCAUGCGACUGUUUAAGCUGACGCGACAUUCGUCGGGUCUGAAAAUUCUCAUACAAACUUUUAGAGCAUCGGCCAAGGAGUUGACACUGCUGGUAUUUUUCCUAGUCCUAGGCAUUGUGAUCUUUGCCAGUCUGGUCUACUAUGCGGAACGAAUACAAACGAAUCCCCACAAUGAUUUCAAUAGCAUACCGUUGGGUCUGUGGUGGGCCCUAGUGACAAUGACCACCGUGGGUUAUGGUGAUAUGGUGCCAAAGACCUAUAUUGGCAUGUUUGUGGGUGCAUUAUGUGCACUAGCCGGUGUGCUAACCAUUGCACUGCCAGUGCCCGUUAUUGUUAGCAACUUUGCCAUGUACUAUUCGCAUACACAGGCACGAGCUAAACUGCCAAAGAAACGUAGACGUGUGCUUCCCGUUGAACAGCCCCGUCCACCCAGGCUCACAGGUCAAUCAGGAGGUGUAAGCGGUUGUGGUACACCCGGUUCUGGACCCAAUUCCGGCCCUAUGGGAUCUGGUACCGGUCCUAGACGUAUGAAUAAUAAAACCAAAGACUUAGUUAGUCCAAAAUCGGGUCCAAUUGGUGCCAGUAUUGUAGCCAUGAGUCCUCGUACCAUGCUGGAUUUAAAUCCCGCCUUAGCCAUGGGCAAACCCACAUUCGAAUCACGAGGACCACCCAUUACAUCGAAAGACUUUAAGGAUACGGAUAAACACACAACGGAAGCAUCAAAGAAAAACUUUUUAUAGAGUCAUUAAAAAAGCAUUAAAACUUGAAAAACACAACUGAAUGUUUUCGAAACAACAACAUGAUGUUCAAAUUCAAAAUAUAUAUAACCCAACUUUCUCUGUCUUCACAACACUGUAUCUAUAAAGAAAACUCCCUAACUCUAUUUGAAUAACUUAAACUCAAACUCAGCUCUUUAACUUUUGAUUAGCAAAAAAACCAAAAUAUUAAAUUAAACUUUUUCAUUCUAAAAACUCGGCUUUAUGAGUGUCAACAAAAAACAAAAACAGAAAAAAUAGUAUAAAUUAAAAUCCACAAAAAAAAAACGAAACCAAAAACCCUUAAGCCUAAAAUCCUUUCAAAAAAAGAAAACUAAAUGAAAUAUUUAAACCAAAGUCCUUACUUAAUAAAUGUAUAUUUAUUUAUACCUAUAUAUGUAUGUAAUUAAUUAAUUAUACUUGUAACUAUUACAACCACAAAUAAUGAAAGUAAUUAUUAAAAAAUCUAUAAUCUAUUAUCAUUC
Molecule: messenger RNA, 2337 nt
Organism: Calliphora vicina (urban bluebottle blowfly)
Lineage: Eukaryota; Metazoa; Arthropoda; Insecta; Diptera; Calliphoridae
Gene: Shaw
Product: Shaker cognate w
Exons: 8
Coding region: 143-1837 (564 amino acids)
Biological process (GO): potassium ion transmembrane transport; protein homooligomerization
Cellular component (GO): neuronal cell body membrane; voltage-gated potassium channel complex; dendrite membrane
Molecular function (GO): delayed rectifier potassium channel activity; protein binding
Source: RefSeq, a predicted model, not a curated record